AUGCAGCUAAGAAGUCAGGAAAAUCCAAUACAUCCAUCCAUCACGAGAAGAGAGCCUUCAAACAUCAGACAGCAAAUCCAAUCCCUUACAUUAUUUACUCCGGAGCACAACGCCUGCGUCAACUCUCGCUCAAAGGAUUGCGGCUCAACGGGCGGGAUGGAGGAGAGACUCCGCAGGUCCCUCUUCGUUGUCAUUCCUCUAUUUUGCGUGGUAGUUUAUUAUUAUUUGUUCUCCCUUCGUUUUCUCUUCAAUAUUAUUACUGCAUAG
Molecule: messenger RNA, 267 nt
Organism: Morchella sextelata
Lineage: Eukaryota; Fungi; Ascomycota; Pezizomycetes; Pezizales; Morchellaceae
Exons: 5
Coding region: 1-267 (88 amino acids)
Source: RefSeq, a predicted model, not a curated record